Molecule: messenger RNA, 5596 nt
Organism: Plodia interpunctella (Indianmeal moth)
Lineage: Eukaryota; Metazoa; Arthropoda; Insecta; Lepidoptera; Pyralidae
Gene: Mondo
Product: mondo
Exons: 18
Coding region: 193-2958 (921 amino acids)
Biological process (GO): regulation of transcription by RNA polymerase II
Cellular component (GO): nucleus
Molecular function (GO): DNA-binding transcription factor activity, RNA polymerase II-specific; RNA polymerase II cis-regulatory region sequence-specific DNA binding; protein dimerization activity
Source: RefSeq, a predicted model, not a curated record
UAGGAGGCAUUCCCUAUACUUUUUUACUACGUAUAUCUAUGACUGUCAUUGUCAGAUGAAAAAAACAAAUGUGAGUGGAGUGGUGAAUUGGUGAUAUGUGGAAAAAUAUGGCUAAGGCCAAAAGUUGAAUUAAAAUCAAAUAAAAAUAAUUGAGCCAAUCAGUGUGGAUAACAGUGUCUUAGCUUUUGCACUAUGACCCAUGUAGAAAAACGUCAGCCAAGGCCUGGAAGGGAGGCAAUACAUUCUGGUCAUUUUAUGGUGUCGCAUUUUGAAGCAGAAGCCCAGGAUGAGUUUGACGAUUUAGCAGUCCCUGUACCAGAUGAGGAACAAAAUGUUCAGAAAGUUACGACCGUUGCCACUUACACGGUGCCCAGUUUCAAGGAACCUUUUCCGACUUUCGAUUUACAUGAAAGUAAACAACAACUUUCAAUUGAGAUAUCUCUCACUAAGUUAUUCAAAUGUAUGACCUUAGCGUACAGACAAAAACUAACAUCACCAAAAUGGAAUCGUUUCAAAGGUAUAAAGCUACGCUGGAAGGACAAGAUCAGAUUGAACAAUGUUAUAUGGAGGUGCUGGCAUAUGCAAUUUAUAAAGAAACAAAAUACUUUGGUGUGUCAAUUCGCGUCACCAUUAGAUGUGGACACACACGUGAAACCCGAGACAACGAUUUUAGAAGGUAAAUAUUGGAAAAGAAGAGCAGAAGCAGUAAUAGCAGAAUAUAAAAAAUGGCGAAUGUUUCAUAUAAUGCGCCUCUUUGGCAAGGGGGACACCUCGGUCCAGUACCCAAUAUCGGACAUGGACAUGGACACGGCGGAAUCGUUCUCCCAAUGCAGCGAGCUGGCGGGCAACAUGCUGACCGACGAGGACUACCUCAACUUCAUGAGUGACACCCUGUUCUCUACCAUCACCAGUCAUCAACCCUUUGCCUUUCCCGAUUGCAGAGAGAUUGCAAGAGGUGCAAGUUUGGCAGACUUCAUACAACCCAGCUUAGGUCCACUUCAACCUAACUUGGACGAUUAUAUGGAAUUGGAGCCUUUUCAAGAGCUCCUAUCGACGCCCCGGCUGCCGCCAGUGCCCGAAGAAAGCGCUUUGUCGUCAGAAGAGCCGAUGUACCGCAGCAGCAAUAUGUCGGUGGACUCGUACCCCGCGCAGGGUUUCAUGUCCACCGCACAUGCGCAGGGCACCUCCACCGUCACCAUGCCCUCUAGUCAGAUGACUAUACACGGUGGAAAUAACAAUACUCAAAUGAUGUCAAUGUCAGAGCAGACGGUGAAAAACGAGCAGAUCCGAAUGUACGAUAGCGGACGGAUGUACAACCAAUCAGAUAUGCAGGACAACAUGAUGAAUACUCAGGAAAUGAUGCCUUACCAGCAAACCUCGUAUGGGAAUUCUGCGCAGGAAGCCUCGCUCGCUGGCGUGUAUAUGGGCAAGCGCAUGCAGUAUGUCAAUACGCCUAAAAUUGUAACGCAGGAUGGUUGCUACCCUAAAUAUAGUAAUGCGGCCACAGCGGUGCCGCCAUCGCAGACGGCGCCGGAGACGGUGUCGCUGCUGCAGCAGCCGUCGCACAACAAGUACGCGGCCACCAUCGUGAUGUCCGGCCGCGGCGGCUUCGCGAGAGAGAAGACCAGGACCAGGCUCGCGCACUACCAGUACCAGUACCUGAGUCCCGAUCAGCCGCCUAGCUACGAGCCCAGGCCAGCGCAGCGGGCGCCGCCGCCCAUGCAGUACCUACCCACGCCCGUGGACUCGUACAAGGCGAAGACCUCCAGUGCCCCCUCGCGCUCCUUCAAGAUGCCCUCACCCCCGCUCGCGCCCUCUACUUCCCAACAGCAGGUCAGUGUAGCGUCUUCAGGCACCGCGUCGGUGGUGACGUUGCGCGGGAAGCAGGAGCAGUUCCGGUCGCACAGCUUGCCGCUGGGCGCGCAGCUCAACCCUGAUUGGUCGGUGAGUGCGCCGCCCGCCCCGCCCCCGGCGCCCGCCCCCGCCGACACCGCCAGCCACUCCGCUAGGGCGCGUGAGUCGCACCCGUCGGCGCUGCGCAUGCGCUCGCGGUCGACGUCGAGCGGCGCGCUGGGCGACGGCAGCAGCGGCCGCCGCCCGCCGCCGCUCAACAGCGUCGCCUCCGAGCCCAGUCUGCCGCAGGCCAGCGUCAUGCUGGCACAGCUUCUCUCCGCGCAGCUGCCGUCGAGCACGAGCCCGAGCCCGAGCAAAGCCGCGAGCGAGGAGCGCGCGGAGGCGCGCCACGCGCAGCCCUCGCCCAUCGGCAGCGACGUCAUGUCUCCGCACCACUCGCUGUCGCCGCCGCUGUCGCCGACGUCGGAGCGCGCGGCGUCGCCGAGCGCGCGGCGCACGCACCUGCACGCGGAACAGAAGCGCCGCUACAACAUCAAGAACGGCUUCGACACGCUGCAGGCGCUCAUACCGCAUCUCAACGCCAAUCCCGCCGCCAAGAUAAGCAAAGCGGCCAUGUUACAAAAAGGAGCAGAAUAUAUCAAACAGUUAAAAGCAGAGAGAAAUCAAAUCAAAGAGGAGAUGGAAAGUCUACGGCAGCAAAUCGAAUAUCUAAAUAAUUCAAUCUCCAACUGCCACUCGCUGCUGCCGGCCACGGGCGCGCCGGUGUCGCGCGCGCGCGCCGGCCGCCUGCGCGAGAUGUUUGCGCGUCACGUGGCCGCGCGCACGCUCGACAACUGGAAGUACUGGCUCUUCAGCAUAGUGGCCGCGGCGCUGGUGGAGUCGUUUAGUUCGUGUGUGUCGUGCGGCAGCGGCGCCGACCUCGUGCGCACCACGCUGCUGUGGGCCGAGCAGCACUGCUCACUCGUUGAGAUGAGACCCGCUGUACUAAACUCGCUGCGAGUGCUGUGCACGAAGACGGACAUCCUGACGAACCCGGAGCGGCUGCCGGAGGAGGCCCGCGCGGCCGUCGCCGGCAGCGCCGGCGUCAAGACAGAGCCCACCUAACCUACCCCAGCCUCCGCCGGUAUCCGACAUCCUCACUUUACCAGGACCCCCACGAGGGGCCCAUUCACGGUCUGCUUUACCGUAUUGUAAAAACAGGUCUGCAGCACAGUGUGUUGCAGUAACUAUAAGUGUGUGCGAGCUAUCCUUCUUCGUCGAAACUUGCACGGCAAAGUUCUAUGCAGUGUGAAUGGGCCCCUUUAGGGGCAGUUCAGAGCCGCCCAACAUCGCUUCCAGACCAUCUCACUUUAUUUAAGCAGUGAAACAGAUUUCUAGUCGACUUACAGCCAGCGGUUCUCAAUGAGGUGCAUUUAGUUGUAUAUUUAUAAUUUGGGCAGAUAAAAUCUAAUUUUUAUUUGUAGCAGCCUCACACCUGUCAAGCCCGUUCUGAAAUAGAUUAUGCUAAAGGCUGACAUUAAGGGUAUAUGAUGAGAAAAUUACAACUAUCACACGGUUACAUACCGCCUAGUUCCAGCCUUAAUUUCUAGAAUUUUCACUAUUAUAUAUAGGCUCUAUCACUUUACCUUUUCAACACUAUUAUUACUACAGCAGUUUUUUCUUCAAGAUAUUUUUUUUAUGUUACUUUUGAUGCCACCAAGCAUCAAUCUUAGGUAUGGAUCCCAUAUAAUUCUCGUGGCAAGUCACGGUGAGAGCGAGACAUCAAAUCAGACAUCACAAAUACUCAUGUUUCGGUCAUUGGGACUUACUUAACUUUAUAGAAGGAUAGAACAUAACAUAUAAAAAUAGCUUCAUGCUAAAUAUUUUAUGCCUUAAUAUCAUUUUUACUUUUAAUUUUCUUCCUAUACUCGAAAUCGCCAUGUAAAAUUUCAUCAUUAUUAUUUGUAAUAGAAUAUUAUAUAGAACUGUAGCCCAAAAUCAAAUAAUUUUAAAACUAAAUGAAAUUUCAUGUAGAACUGAAUAGCUAUAUUACUUAGGUGACUAUGUUUUAUAUUAUAUUAUUGAAAUCUCGCCUAUGCCAGGGCAUCCUAAACUUAUUUGUACUGAGACUCCCUUGGGUCUUUGCCAUUUUAUUACGAAGCCUCUCAACGCAGUCCCCAAAAAUACCAUUUUUAGGUAUGAGACUAGUAACAGGUUAUUAGGAAGACACGAAUUGGACAUUUAUAUUUUUUUAUUAAAUGAGAACAAAUUCAAAAUGUGAGCAUAAAUAUAAAAAUAGAUAUUUUCUAACUGGCUGCUAAUGAGAUGGAUGUACUUGUUUAAAAAUUGCCAUUAUCAUUUGUUUGGGGUACAAACAAACGGGUCACUCUUGUUUGUCUGGACCCCUGCGUCGCGACGCACAGUUAGGGGAUCACUGGUCUAGGCUAUAACGAAUCAUUUCAAAAAUUACAAUGUUUUAUGUAUGGAUCGGUGGUGAUGGAAAAAAGUCCUGUAUAUGGUACCGGCAAAGAGGCAUAUCCUAGAUUUAGACCCUCGGAUAAGAUAAAAUAAAUGUUAUAUGGAUGUGACAGAAUCGUAUAUUGUAUUGAAUGUAUAAUUUACUGUACGAUAGAUUUAAUUAAUAUGUUUGUUCUGUUACAUCCAGAUUAUGUUAAAAAAUACCUCAUUUAAUUGUCAAUUCUGAUGCCAUGUGAAAUGAAACUCGGCUGAUGUUUUACAAACUGCGCGCUGAUAUAUGGUACAACAUGAACAUGUUUUACUGACAAUUGAGUAAUCAUAUAGAGUGACCGCUCUUUCGGUUACAGGGUUUUACAGUAAAUACUAAUAUAUAUAUAUAUAUAUAUAUAUGUUAAAUAAAAUGAGAGUCCUAAAUUAUACAUGUAUGUGUAGCGGUACUUAAGUAUUAUAUUGUCAGACUGUAUCACUUAUUUGAGAAACCAGUCGAGGAUCACAUGUACAUUAUUGAAUUUGUUCGAGAAUUUUGUUGUGCAACUUGUUGGUGUUCACUUUUGAUUAAUAAAUCUAAAUUCAAAAACGCACAAUAUUCCGUAUCCUAAAAUGGCAGCUGUAUGCCCAUGAGACUUAAAGAUCUAUAUAUUAUGAUAAUAUACUGUAAAAAGUACAAAACUACGAUAAUUUAGAGAAUUACUUAUAUAAAAAGACGAAUUUGAAAAAAAUCUUAUGGAUGUUCGAGUAAUGUGUACUAUGUAUGCAAUAUAUGUGGCCUGUGGAGUGCCUUUGUACACUUAUAAAAUAUAUAUUUCUUGUCUUCAAAAUAAUUGAAGUAAUGCCUACUUAUAUUUACCAAAGAUUUUGUCAGCAUCAAUUUGUUACGGACCGUCGGCUCACGCACGUGUGAUAAUAAUAUUGUGUGGAGCAUUGAGGUGAAACGCUUCCGCCCGUCCCUUCCCACUUCAUGUGAAUACCAAUAUAGUGGUUAAGAAAUAAUUCAGCGUGUUGAGAUUUCAUUAAAAUUACGUAUUUUUUAAGUAAAUUGACGUAAGUACUAGGAGUAAAUAUUUUUAUAUGAUUUGUGUUGCUACACAAAUGUUUUUUAUAUUACUAUAUAAAUUGGUGCCAACGUAAAUAUUGUUGUAAUUGUUAUGUAGUGAUAUAAUUUUAUAAUAUAUCGUUGACUCUGGUAGCACUUUGUCUGUUUGUAGCGCCGCCAGCGCCGCAGUGUGAGCUUUAAACGAAUUAUGUGCAAUUGUUGUUCUAUUGGAAAUAUAAAUUUAAAAAUAUA